Messenger RNA from Nylanderia fulva, 3723 nucleotides. RefSeq lists its product as uncharacterized. The record is from RefSeq and is a predicted model, not a curated record. NCBI's taxonomy places the organism in Eukaryota, Metazoa, Arthropoda, Insecta, Hymenoptera, Formicidae. Gene Ontology annotation, biological process: protein phosphorylation. Gene Ontology annotation, molecular function: ATP binding; protein serine/threonine kinase activity.
ACAGUGCACCGAACACGGCGGAUCAGUCGUGAAAUCGUUCGAGGUGCGUGGCCGAGCGCGACAUAUCCGGCUAUUCGAGAAAAGAGGAUAUAUUAAUAUAUUCUCACGUGGAUAUUCUCUCCAGUUUCGCCUUGCACGCGUGUGUUCGCGUUUUAAAGCGACAGUUUUACACGCGCUUGUUCCUCCUCUUUUUCUUCUCAAGAAGAAAUGUGUUUACUUCCUUCGUGGUAUUAAUUGUGUUUUUCCCUGUGUGCUUUUCUUUUCUUUGAACUGUGACAUGUGAAUAAAUUUAAAUAAAGCACACGCAAUAAAUUGCACCGACAAUCUUGCAUUUCUAAAUGCGUUCGUGUUUCUGUUAAUUACGAAAAGAGUGAAAAUUGGCACUUAUAUAAAUAACAAGAAAGACGGAAAAUCGACUCCCUGCCAAUUCUAUCAAUGUGGACAUAGUGACUCUUAUAUUGUAAUAUCGCUUAUACAUAAUAAUCUAACAAUAAAAGAAAUAUUUUGGCUGCAUUUCAAGAAGCGGAAUUUUUUCAAAACGUGGGGUAAUAACCCGUGAGAUAACGAAAAAUUCAUAAACGACAAGAUGUAAGACAUCGCUGACAAUCGCAAUUAAGUGUAUCUCGAACAGAGUGAAAUUUAUUCUCUCAGUGAUAAGCAGAAGUGAUUUAGCUUAUCGACAUGAGCGGAAUGAAGAAGGCGAUCGGCGGAUCCAUUCACAGAAUACGUGAAUUCGAGCUCGAGAAGGUAAAUCUGAUGGACGAGUUCGACAUCCUGCAGAUCGUCGGAGAGGGUUGGUUCGGCAAGAUCCUGCUGACCGAACACCGCAGCACGCAAACCGAGAUGGUGUUGAAGGCGCUACCGAAGGCGUACACCGGCAUCUCGGACUUCUUUCGCGAAUUUCAUUAUGGAUUACAUCUGUCGGCGCACAGGAACGUCAUAACUACUUACGACGUGGCUUUCGAGACGGCCGGCUUUUACGUAUUUAGUCAGGAAUAUGCUCCGCUCGGCGAUCUUACGUCAAACGUGACAGAGACCGGGCUGGGUGAGCUUCACGCGAAGAGGGUGGCCAGGCAACUCGCCGCCGCGGUGCAUCACAUACACAGCCGCGAGCUGGUGCAUCGUGAUAUCAAGCUGGACAACAUACUCGUGUUUCGCAGCGAUUUUUCGCGCAUCAAGCUCUGCGACUUCGGCGAGACCAGGCGGGUCAACACCGUCGUGCGAAGGCACAACGAGUGGCUGCCGUACUCGCCGCCCGAGGUACUGCGGAUCGACACUGACGAGACGUACAAAGCUCGCACGUCGCACGAUGUCUGGCAAUUCGGCAUUGUCCUAUUUGUUUGCUUGACCGGAUGCCUGCCGUGGCAGAAGGCGGCAUUGGAUGAUCCGCGGUACACGAGAUAUCAAAACUGGCACAACGCAACGCUCAACAUCGCCAAGAAACCGAAAUUAUUUCAGCUGAUCAGCUCGCGGGCGCAGAGAAUGUUCAAGAGGCUGCUGGAUCCAAAGGUUGACAAGCGACCAAUCAGCGUGCUGGAGGUAAAUAAAUAUUUGGAGGACAGAUGGCUGGCGAAACUCGGGGCCGAAAAAGCAUUGAACGGCGGUGCCGACGAGAGAGACGAGCUCUGCCCGUCUAUGUACAGCUUCCAUAGUUCCUUGGAGGAGAAGAAUCAACUCCUCCAUACGCUUACGACGUAUGGCAUCGAGACGACGGUGGACCAUUCGAAGAAAAAGGAUCGCAUCAGGGAGUGGAUACAGGCCAGCACGAUCGACGAGGAAACCGAGGGAGACGAGUCGGAUAUGUGCGAGGACUCGGAAUUCUAUGAAGAUGAAGACGGGGACGAGAGUGAAGAGGCAGAGCCGGUCCCCAUGAGAGGCAGACAUUUCCCGGAGAGACGUCCGAGCGCGACGACGAAGGAUCUUAGAAAUAGAAGAGACAGCAGGGUCGGGCCGGCCCGGAGAGUCGCGUCGAAAAACAAAGUGGCCGUAAAGCCCGUCGAAAGGAAAAUACCUUUUGCUCCUCAAGUGGCGGAGGAGCGAGAAACGAUCGCACGCUUCGCCAGUUUCCCCAACGGCGAUCCGAGUCUCGCCGCAGCUGUGAGAAAUGGCAGCGAUCUCACCGAUGUUACCACCUCCGACGUAUCGUCAACGACGAACAAUUUACCCCCCGGCGAUCUUCGAGCUCCUCCCGUGUUAAGCGCCAACGGCCAGAACGCCAGGGUUUCCGCCAAAAUUAACGUCGAUAGUCCUCGAGAUGAGUUACCGAUCUCUGCUGAACAGUCAUCGCCGAAAAUUACGUCGGGCGAUCCGGACCCAGUUAAAGCCAGAGCUGAGAGCAGAGUUCCGAUGAGCCCGCAAAUCCCAGUCAGGAAGAAUCGCGCUCAUACAGCGCCGUUUGCGGAUGCGCGAUCGCCCGAGAAUCGAAGUCGAGACCCGACGAGAAGAGCGCAAUCCGCGUCAGUUUUGCCAGCACCGGAAACCAAGUCAGAGAACCCAUCUUCUCAAAUGUCAACGAAGACAUCAACGAGAACGUCGUCGCACCCGAUGACAUUUCGAACUGACAGCACCGUCGUUACGUCAUCGCGCGCGGCUAGAUCAGCUGUUCCACCUGCCGUUCGGACCGAUAGAGCAUCCGCGAUGCCGAUGACGGGUAACGCGAUUCUGGCCGAGCCCCAGCAUCCGAAUAACGCUCUUCCUAGCCGAGUCGAAAGCUCGUCGCAAAUUACAACACCGACGAACGCUUUCGCUAUGUCCACCGCCUCUCACUUGGCAAUGCAGAGCUUCAACGCUCUGCAGAGUAUCGCGGGCACGUCCUCGUCGCCCUCGCCGGCGAAUUCGUCGUUGAACGUCAAUAAACCUGUUCACCAAAUCGAGGCGGUGACCAUGACUUAUGGCAAAGAUGCGUAUGAACACUAUGGCAUUGCUCAGGGUGUCUUACUGCCAAAGAGAAUCAAUAUUGUCAGACAGGAUUCCACUGGCAGCGGCAACCGAUCUGCGAGCAAUUGAGAUGUAAACUACAAAAUGAUUAUCCUUGAGACCGAUGACAUUAAUUACGAAGUUCGAUCGAAUAUUGUCACUAUAUUCGGAGAUAUACAUAGUAUAUUUGGGAAAAGUAUUUUUCUGAGAUUCACACACAAUGUAAAUGAAGACUUGUAAGAGGAGACAAAAAUAUUUCGAGCAACAUUAAAUAUGCACACAUUUGUAUAAUAAUUUUGAUAUUGUAUCUAAUAAUGUUGAUAUUGUUGUUGCUUCAGAAAUUGCCAAGAAUUCCGUCGGAACGUGUUAAUAUAAGAUACUACGCGGUGUUCACAGGUAAAAUAAAGCUGUUACGAAAAUAAUAUUAUAACAGGACAGCGCAUUAUACAGACAAGGACAUCACGUUACGUGCAUCAUACUUCAUUAGUUUUAAGGGAUACUUAUAUCGCCACGUGUCGCUCGCUUCAUCAAGCAUAACGGGAUAAAAUUAGCGCCGCGUCUCGAAAGAGAUGCACCGUGCAAGAAUGCCGUUAGCUUUCUAUCGUUUUCGAGAGUGUGGAAAAAGAUGGGAAAAUCGUCCACGACACAAGUAUUCUUUCCAUUCUUUUAAUAUUAAUUUAUUUAUAAUUUUAUUUACAAUAUUAUUAUAUCAGAUAUCUUUCUUUGGCAGCGACAUACAAAGAAAGAUGUGAUCCGCGGAAUGUGAAUUAAUUAAAUAUAUGUAUAUGUGCUUUUUGUGAUAUUAGA